Schistocerca cancellata (South American locust) is the source of this 1916-nucleotide messenger RNA. RefSeq names its product FAD-dependent oxidoreductase domain-containing protein 1-like. The transcript has 9 exons. The coding region runs from base 237 to 1745 and encodes 502 amino acids. Gene Ontology annotation, cellular component: cytoplasm. NCBI's taxonomy places the organism in Eukaryota, Metazoa, Arthropoda, Insecta, Orthoptera, Acrididae. Gene Ontology annotation, molecular function: oxidoreductase activity. The record is from RefSeq and is a predicted model, not a curated record.
UUCGUCCAUGAACUUUGACAAAAUCAGCGGGAAAGCGUAUUUACGUCUGCUGUUGAUAAAUAGAACUUUACGUUGUAAUUGUUUUAAAUGGAAAAUUGCAUUUCUCACUUAAAUUAUGCCUAAAGAACACACAUUAAAAGCGUAUGAAUUUACUGAAAGUUGUCAUUAAAACGGCAUCGAUGUGUUCUUGGACUUUGAAAUAUUGAUAAGCCAUAAGUUUCGGUCAGAUCAUUAACAUGUGUAUUAUUACCAUGAAUUUUAUGAGUAAAUGUGGUAAAAGUUUUAAAUUUUUUGAAAGAAAUUCAGCACGCUUUCGCCUGUAUUGUACAAAGUCAUCUGAUAAAGAUGGACCACCAGUCCAAAAGUUCGAACAUCCAUUGAGUAGGACAUUAAGGAUAUUAAAAGCAGACUUAAAAACUAUAAAAAAUUAUAUUCCCUUUAUACAUAAACAGCACUACGAAAAUAAGUUCUUUAGUGAUCACUGUGAUAUUGUUGUCAUCGGUGGUGGCGUCAUUGGUUCCUCAAUAGCAUACUGGCUACAGACUAGGGUGCGGGAUGGUGUCAGAGUUAUUGUCAUUGAGAAAGAUCCUUCGUAUGUCAAGGCCUCUACACCACUUUCCUGUGGCGGUAUAAGGCAACAGUUCAGCUUGCCUGAGAACAUUCAGAUGUCAAUGUUUGGUGCAGAAUUUCUUCGAAACAUAAAGAGAUAUCUUCAUGUAGAGGGAGAUAACCCACCUGAUGUGUGCUUUACACCUUACGGGUACCUUUCCUUAGCAACUGACAGAUCUGCCCAACAACUGGAGGAAAACGUACACCUGCAACAUCAGCUGGGUGUUAAAAAUGAAUUACUAUCACCAACAAUGCUGAAGAAAAAAUUUCCAUGGUUGGACACAACUGGAAUUGCACUGGGUUGCCACGGUCUCGAAAAUGAAGGGUGGUUUGACCCAUGGUCUUUACUAAUGGCAUUCAAGAAAAAAGCAAUUUCAGCAGGGGCAGAAUAUGUAACAGCAGAGGCUAUUGGAUUUGAAUUUAGAAAAAUGCCAGACAUGUUGAUAGAAGGUGUUGAGCCUGGAACCUAUGAAACAAUAGACAGAGUUUUGGUAAAAACUGAAAAUGGUGAAGUUAGACCUAUUAAGUUUGGGAUUGCAGUGAUAGCUGCUGGUGCAAAUUCAAAAAAAGUUGCAGAAAUGGCGAGAAUAGGUAUAGGUUCUGGGUACCUUAGAGUUCCUUUGCCUAUUGAACCACGAAAAAGAUAUGUGUAUUGUGUUCACUGUCCAGAGGGUCCUGGACUAAAUACACCUUUUGUCAUUGAUCCUACUGGUACAUAUUUCAGACGUGAGGGGUUUGGUGGAAAUUUCAUCUGUGGCAAAUCACCAACAGAAGAGGAAGGAGAACCAAGCGUAGAACAUCUUGAGGUCGACUCUAGUUAUUUUGACAACAGUGUUUGGCCCCAUCUGGCAGCUAGAGUUCCAGCAUUUGAACAGUUAAAGGUGAAAAAUGCAUGGGCUGGGUAUUAUGACACCAAUGUAGUAGAUGAAAAUGGAAUUGUUGGACCUCAUCCAUAUUACCACAAUCUUUAUUUAGCAGCUGGAUUUAGUGGCCAUGGUAUACAGCAAGCACCUGCUAUUGGACGUGCUGUUAUGGAAAUGAUGUUUGAAGGUGGAUUCAAGACAAUAGAUUUGAGUCGUUUUGGAUUUGAUAGGCUAAUGUAUAAUGAGUUGCUAAGGGAAGUGAACAUCGUAUGAUUGCAAAUCAUUCCAUUACAUGGUAAUGAGAUCUGAAUAUUAAAUAGUAGUGUAAUUAUAAAACACUGUAUUUUCUCAUCUGAAUAUAAAAAUGAGUUUUUCAUUGUAAAAUACUGUAUCAUAAAAAUGAGCAAAUAUUCAAACACUUAAUAAAAGAGAAAAUUUAUUCAA